AGCCCUAGACACAAUCAACAAAGUGCUGAGAGUCCAGAAAAAAUUCUGGCCAAGCCUCAAGUUUCACGCCAAAAUCCCAGAAAUCAAAUCGGAGAGAGAAAGACAUCAAGCUGCGAGCCCAAGUCAAGGACCGCCCAGGGCUCAGAGUGCUAGGCCAAGUUUUGAUACGCCAAGGACACCAGCUAACCGUCCUGCGUCCUCCAGACCCGUUGGAGAUGCGGGAAGAUAUGCAUCGCCGUCUGCCUCCCUCUCAGACUCCAGCGUGACUGCUACUACCAGCGGCACAGGCCUCUCAUGGAAUAUUCCCAUGACAGGUGGACGCCAUUCCGCUGGUCAAGGUCAGGGUCAUGGUCAGGGGGCGAGGCCAAAGGUCGGCCCACAGCCCACCAUAAACGAGCAGCAGCAACAACAGGCCGUAACUCAGUCGACUUCAGAUGAAAUGAAAACGUCUGCCAAUGCGUUGGAGAGCGGUAGUAAUGAAACAAAUUCUGCUGUCUCGUCUGCCGAGACUGAAAUACCAACUGCCAGUCAUCCCGGGGUGUACGUCGGAACAACUAAGGGCGGAGCGUCCGCCAUCAUGACGCCAGACUUGCCUGUCAAUCCAGUCCGGGAGGCGGUCAAACAGCAGGUCACAGCUCUGGCAGCUCAGCUGGAGGCCGCACAUCUAAGUGGGGCAGACACGGCCGUGGCGCUGCCUGAUGCCAGCACUCGUUCUGAGACGCCGCAGCCCGCCCUAGAGAAAAAAGGGCCAUUUCGGUCGAGUCUGUACAAAGACACGCCAGAUCCCGAGCCUCUCCUUCAGUCCGUGGAUCUGACCUCUCCUCCUAUAGAAAAGAAGAAAAAAUCGAAACGAAGCAAAGAGAGGAGGAAAAAGGACGGAAAGAAAAAACAAUGGGUGUCUGCCAUGGCGAGCCGAGAAGUUCCACUUGGUGACUCGCAGGACGGCAAUGCUGGGGUGUCUGGGACAGCGGCAACACUGAGCUCAGGGGAUCAGAACUUCAGCGGGAACUCUGGGGGAGAUGAAGAGGCUCAAGGGGCGUGUGGUGGCUCUGCCAGACCCAACACUGUGGAAGAAUUUCUUAGGAUGGAGGGGGCGGAUCAGAUGUUUGCUGUUCAGCCUUUGACGUGGUGUCCACACCUGACGGAAGUGCAACCUGUGCCGACCUCAGGACUGGACAGUGGUCAGCCUUGUGCCACAUGCGGUGACACGUCCGAAAAUUGGGUUUGCCUGACAUGCUUCAAGGUUGAGUGCAGCCGCUACGUCCAGGAGCACAUGCUCUUCCACCGGCUGGAGACUGAACACAACCUGGCCCUGAGUUACUCGGACAUCAGUGUCUGGUGCUACGCUUGUGACCAAUACGUGCACAAUGAGGCUAUCUUCCCUCACAAAAACGCAGCCCACGUGAGCAAGUUUGGCGAGUCCCUCCCUGGAAUGGCCUAGUGCUCUCCCUCCUCACAUGCGCCCAUAUUUGGCUUGAGGCAUAGACCAAGCAACAGUUUCCCCACCGGGAUUGUUUUUAUUUUCUUUUUUUUUUACCAGAAGAAAGUUAAAUUUGCAAGGGUAUUUCAUGUGUAUUUGAAACGUAUGAUGCUUUAUAAAUUAGAUAGAUGUUAUGCAGUUUGCACUGUCUGAAUGGUUUUCAAAUGAUCUCCAACACACACGCGCGCACGCACACACACACACACACACACACACACACACACACACACACACACACACACAUAAGCACAUACACACAUCUAUACACAAACGCAUGCACUCUUAUAUACUAUUGCUGAAGAUCAAGACUACUGUGCACCAGCUGGUCAGACAAUGUUUUAGUCAUGAUUUUACAGGUCAUGAUACAAUGUAACAGCUCUAAACUCUCAACUUAAUGGAUCAUACUCUUUUUCAUAGCUAUGUUUUGUUGGGUUGUUGUUUUGUUUUGGUUAUUUUUUUAUUUUUUUGUGGGGGGGUGGGGGGAUUGGUUCCAAAUGUUAUUCAGCAAGACUUAUCUAAAUAAUAAUAAUAUAUGUCUUUUAAUGUGUGUGAGUAUUAUUAUUUUCACAUUUGGUAAUAAAACUUUCUCGGUAAUUUUCCAUUUUUAAGACUGAUACAAUGUUAUGAAAAGUUAUGAUAAAUAUGAUGAACUUCAUUUCAUAAUACCUCACAAGUAUUUUUUUUAUCUUACCUGAUCAUAAACAGAUAAUAUAUCUGUCCAUGUGAUCUGAUAAUAAAUGUAUGUGUGGUUUCGUGGUGAAAUCAGGUAGUCGUCAAAAUAAUGAAAUCAAAGAAACCAACAUUUUUUGUGCCGUUGAGCAAUUUUUUAUCAAAAGUUUUUCUCUUGGGCUCAACACUUUAAUGGUUAUUUAAAAACACAUUCCUGCAAGGAUUUUACUAGCUUUGGUAGUCACAAAUUUUUGUUGACAUUUUGCGGCUAAUGUUACCUCUGACACCAGGCAACCUCCACCUCCUUCUAUCGCAAAUUUCUCUAUAUCUAUUCAAGAGAGAUGGGUAUUUUAUCCUGAAAAGCAAGGUCAAUGAACUGACUUUAAGAUGAUACCAAUAACUUAAUAUGCCCAAUAGUUUAUGAGUGCCUGAUUCCACUGGAUCGUGACAUAAACAGUAUCUUUUUUAAUCCUGCUCAAAAUGCAAUAUAAUAAUUUGUAUUUAUUGCAUUUUUCUCCUUGCUUGAUUACCUCACAGCAACUGAUGGUGUGCAAUCAACUUUCUUUGCAAUAUAUAUUUUUUUUUCAUGAAUUGAAGUGAAGUAAUGCAUGAAGGAAUGAGAACUAAAAAGCAUAACUUUAUGCUUUUUAUGUGGAUUUUGUUUAAAAUUUUAAACACAGCCACUCCCAACUUCUUCUGUCAAAGCUGUGUUUAAUUUCACAUAAUCAAGUCUGUUCGGUUCAUGAAAUACUGAUGAAUUUGAACAAAAAGGGGAACCUUCACCCUACCCUAGUGUCUGCAAA
Molecule: messenger RNA, 2952 nt
Organism: Aplysia californica (California sea hare)
Lineage: Eukaryota; Metazoa; Mollusca; Gastropoda; Aplysiida; Aplysiidae
Product: histone deacetylase 6
Biological process (GO): chromatin organization
Cellular component (GO): histone deacetylase complex
Molecular function (GO): zinc ion binding; histone deacetylase activity
Source: RefSeq, a predicted model, not a curated record